AUGCAAAGACCGGGCCACCAGAUCACCAGAAAGACACUGUUCCGCAGCACUAAAGUGCAAGAGAUGGAGUUGAAAGAGCGAGCCGCGUCCAGAAGCCUUCUGUCCAACAUCAUCGAUACAGGUGGAGGGGAGGAAGACUUCCGGCCAGGCAACUUAACCUCGUCGUCAUCGCCUGCUUUACCGCAAAGGGGUGGCGACAGGGCGUACGCCAACGUGCCGCCCAUGCACGCCGGAUGCCUACACGCCGACGUCGAGCUGCAAGCGAUUCUCAGGGAGCUGAAAUUCAUCACUGCCAAGUUCAAGAAGGAUGACGAAGACGCGGAAGUCGUCUCAGACUGGCAGUUUGCAGCCAUGGUCGUCGACCGGAUCUGCUUGAUCAACUUCACCAUCUUCACCGUGGCUUCGACUGUGCUGUCGCUGGGCUCCGCGCCCCACUUGAUGGCAUAA
Uloborus diversus is the source of this 447-nucleotide messenger RNA. RefSeq names its product acetylcholine receptor subunit alpha-type acr-16-like. Gene Ontology annotation, cellular component: membrane. The coding region runs from base 1 to 447 and encodes 148 amino acids. The transcript has 2 exons. Gene Ontology annotation, biological process: monoatomic ion transport. The record is from RefSeq and is a predicted model, not a curated record. Lineage: Eukaryota; Metazoa; Arthropoda; Arachnida; Araneae; Uloboridae.